AUGUUAAUCUAUGCUUUAACAUUCGCUCAAAAAUGGAAUUUUACAAAAGAACAAGCAGAACAAAUUCCAAAUCAAUUAACUGAAGCAUUAAAAGAAUUAGCACUAAAAGCAUUUGUGAUUUGUCCUCAUACUGCUGGAGUCGAACAACUUUUUUCAUCUAUGGAAAUUUCUAAUAAAGCUAAAAAUAAUCCAGUAUUAAAUAACAUUAGUAAAAAUACAAAUUUUACGGAAUUAGAAGAUUAUGAUACAUUAUUUUCCUUAGUUUCAAAUAUCGAUAAUGAUAUUGAAAUGGAAAAUAAUGAGUUUCAAGAAAUUUAUACUGAAUUUGAAAAUUCAUCAGAUUUAUUUUUAGAACAACUUAUUAAUUUUGAUGUUGAAGAGUUAACACUAGAAUCGAAUGAAAGAGAAAAUAUAACUAGAAAUGAAAUUACAAAUCAAUAG
Molecule: messenger RNA, 441 nt
Organism: Dentiscutata heterogama
Lineage: Eukaryota; Fungi; Glomeromycota; Glomeromycetes; Diversisporales; Gigasporaceae
Source: the annotation of a GenBank genome assembly